UCUGCUUGCUGCUGGCUGUCGCGCUCACAAGAAGGAUGUGAGCGUUCGACGUUGGAAUCUUGACUUAAGUGGAUUUUGGUUCAUGUCAGCCGGAUAAUGGGUGCGCAAAAUCGGGCGCUCAGUGUGACCAUGCUGACCACUUUAACUGUUCUUUUGUACGCGACCACUUUGGUGUGUGCGGUGGAAGAUACAGUGAUGGAUACAAGAACAGCAACGGCUGAGCUGGGCUGGAUAUCAUUCCCUGCCAAUGGCUGGGAGGAGGUGAGUGGCUAUGAUGAGAACCUCAACACCAUCAGGACGUACCAAGUGUGCAAUGUGUUUGAGCCCAGCCAGAACAACUGGCUCCUCACCACGUACAUCGACAGACGGGCGGCGCUCCGCAUCUAUGUGGAAAUACGCUUCACUGUGCGAGACUGUGCUUCCAUUCCCAGCGUCCUCGGCUCCUGCAAAGAGACGUUUAAUCUUUACUACCUAGAAACAGAUAGGCCUGUGUCAGAGGGUAUCAGAGGGGUGGAGAACUUGACAAGUGCUCCCUUCCUGAAGGUGGACACCAUUGCAGCAGAUGAGAGUUUUUCCCAAGUAGAUUUUGGUGGAAGAUUGAUGAAAGUCAACACAGAAGUGCGAAGUUUUGGCCCACUGUCAAAAGGGAAAGGGUUCCAUCUGGCCUUCCAGGAUCUGGGAGCCUGCAUGUCGCUUUUGGCUGUCAGAGUAUUCUACAAAAAAUGUCCCAGCAUUGUUCAAAACUUUGCUUACUUCCCAGAGACACUUACUGGAGCAGAAUCCACAUCACUCGUCAUUUCUCGAGGAAGUUGUAUACCCAAUGCAGAAGAAGUGGAUGUGCCCAUAAAGCUUUACUGUAACGGCGAUGGCGAGUGGAUGGUACCCAUCGGCAGCUGCAGCUGUAAACCAGGUUAUGAACCGGACAAUGGAAACUUGUGCAGAGCAUGUCCACAGGGAACCUUUAAAUCUGCCCAGGGGCCCGGAUUAUGUCAGCAAUGUCCACUGAACAGUCGCUCGACCAUUGAGGCUGCAACCCUUUGUGGUUGUCGCAAUGGUUACUAUCGUGGUGACAUGGACAAACCAGAGGAUUUAUGCACAAGUGUCCCUUCAGCUCCUCGCAACUUGGUCUCUGUGGUCAACCGGACGUCGCUGCUGCUUCAGUGGCACCCCCCACGUGACAUCGGCCAUCGUGGAGACCUGUACUAUAACGUGUUGUGCCACCGGUGUCACAGCAGUGAGCGACGGGCGUGUCAGCCUUGUGAUGACAGUGUGGCCUAUGUUCCGGGCAAGAGGGGAUUAAAACUAACCAGGGUGGAAAUCAGCAAGUUGCGUGCUCACACGUCAUACACCUUCGACAUACAGGCAAUCAAUGGUGUCUCCAACAAGAGUCCAUAUCCUGCCCAGCAAGUGUCAAUCAACAUUACAACUAAUCAAGCUGCUCCUUCUGUGGUUCCCAUAAUGCACCAAGUGAGCUCAACAAGACGCAGUUUCUCGCUGUCAUGGCCGCCGCCUGAACAUCCUAAUGGAAUAAUCCUUGACUAUGAGAUACGAUACUAUGAUCAGUCUCAGCCGUCAAUGUUGAACAGUUCAGUGGUUCAGAGCGAGACCCCCAGUGUGAUUCUGGAGGGACUGAGACCCGGGACCGGCUACAUGGUUCAGGUGAGGGCCCGCACAGUGGCCGGAUUUGGAAGCUACAGCAAGGAGAUGCUCUUCCAAACGCUCAUUGAUGAUGAAUUUAAGUCAGAUUUGGGACAGCAGCUCUCCCUGAUUGCUGGCUCCUUAGUCGGCGGUGUGUGUAUUGUCUCGUUGGUAGCUAUCGCCAUCAUUUGUGUCAGGAGGAGGCAGUUGAAAGAGAGUGUGUAUGGAGACAAGCUGCAACAGUACAAUGCAGGAGGAGAGGUGACUCUGAGACCUGACAUGUUCAGUGGUCCUACCCCCACAGUGACCUUCCCCACCAUGUCAGACGGUCACAGUUCACCAGGGGUGAAGAUAUACAUCGACCCUUUUACCUAUGAAGACCCCAAUGAGGCUGUCCGAGAGUUUGCCAAGGAAAUUGACUCUUCGUGCGUCAAAAUUGAGGAAGUCAUCGGCUCAGGUGAAUUUGGAGAGGUGUACAAGGGCCGCCUGAAGCCUUCGGGGAAAAGAGAAAUUCUUGUUGCUAUCAAGACUCUGAAGGUGGGCUACUCUGAGAGGCAGCGGCGAGACUUUCUGGCUGAGGCGUCAAUCAUGGGGCAGUUUGACCAACCCAACAUCAUCAGGCUGGAGGGAGUCGUGACCAAGAGCAGGCCCACAAUGAUCAUCACAGAAUUCAUGGAAAAUGGAGCCCUCGACUCAUUUUUAAGGCAAAAUGAUGGGCAGUUCCCCGUGAUCCAGCUGGUUGGUAUGCUGAGAGGCAUCGCAUCUGGAAUGAGGUACCUGGCAGAGAUGAGUUACGUUCACAGAGACCUGGCUGCUCGCAACAUCCUGGUUAACAGUAACUUGGUGUGUAAGGUUUCCGACUUUGGCUUAUCUCGUUAUCUGGAGGAGGACACAUCUGACCCCACUUACACCAGCUCACUGGGCGGUAAAAUCCCAGUACGUUGGACAGCUCCGGAGGCAAUUGCCUAUAGGAAGUUCACGUCAGCCUCAGACGUUUGGAGUUAUGGGAUUGUCACAUGGGAGGUGAUGUCAUACGGUGAAAGGCCUUACUGGGACAUGAGUAACCAAGAUGUAAUCAACGCCAUUGAGCAGGACUUCCGGCUGCCGGCUCCUAUGGACUGUCCAACAGUGCUUCACCAGCUGAUGCUGGACUGUUGGCAAAAAGACAGGAACGCACGGCCAAAGUUCCCGGAUGUUGUCAACAUGCUGGACAAAAUGAUCCGCAACCCUGCGUCCCUGAAAGCCGGUACCAACAACGUUGCUCCGGGCCCGUCCCAUCAUCCUUUGUUGGAUCGUGGUGCUCCAGAUUUGAGCAGGCUGAGCUCUGUAGAGGACUGGCUGGCUGCACUGAAGAUGACCCAGUACAGAGACUCCUUCCUGGGAUCAGGCUUCACCUCCUUGCCGCUCGUCACUCAAAUCACUGCAGAAGACCUCCAGAGGAUCGGAGUGUCUCUGGCAGGACACCAGAAGAAAAUUCUUACAAGCGUUCAGUCAAUGAGACACCACAUCGACGACCAGUCUCCGACUGAAUCUGUGUAAUUGCCAUCUUCAAAACUGGUUGGUCUCCAGUCUUCAGGCUAUUGAGUGGUUCACCUUUGCACGCUUUUUUUUAAGCAAUGAUUGCAGCUGUGCACACCUACUGUCCACUUGGUCCCUUUCCUUUUAUAAUCAGACUUAUCUUUUAUUCUCUGCUCUUCCAUUUAGCAUCAAAGAUCAAUACCAACUUAGGAAGCCAUUACAAUUACAUUUGCAAGAGCCAAUGUACUGUAAGGUCAGCAUGAUCUUGAAGUGGUGGAAUAACGACAGGCAUCUUUCCAAACCCUGAUCUGAUCUUCCCCAAAAAGACUGUGAUAUAAAAACGUGUUUCCCGUUGUCUAUCUUUCCACAACUGAACAGUUUGCUACAUAAGCAGGAAUCACACCAACGUAAGAAAAUGUCCAUGAACAAAUGUGUGGUGGAGUGUGAACAACAAAAACAGGCCAAAAAGCCUUUUUAAGUGUUUCUUGUGUACAACUCUAUAAAAGACUACUUAAUUGUCUCUGUGACAACUCCCACGGUUGAAAGAACCCAAAGUUUAAAGGGACUGUGUCAACCUAUCUUCAUAUUGAAGAGUCUGUACAUAUUUGCCUAAGGGAUGUUUAUUUCCUAUUUCCUGAUUUGUUGAUAAUUAUUUAUACCGUUCUUUUCCGAAGAAAAAUGAAACAAAAAGGCUUCAUACAACACCUGGUUAAAAAAAUGUAAUCACUUGACUUGGAGGGUGAAUGUAAAGUGGUUUAAUUUUGAAGAAAAAAAAACAGAUAGCCUAUGUGACACAAAACUACAGUCAUUUCAACUGGCAACUGUCUGAAACACUAAAAGGAAACACAAGAACACAACGUGGUCAUCAGUAACAGUUUCACUUUGACAUGUGUCAUGGCUUGAUAGGAAUCACAGCUCCAACACCAGAAACGUUGAUUGAAAUAAAGAAGAAGAAUAUCAAACUUCUUCAAGAAUGUAAAGGAUGUUGAUUGUUCAGUCAGCUGUUUGUAAAAUCUGGGCCAAAUACAAACUAUAUUUCUCACAAAGACAAAUUCAAAAGACUUUGAAAUAAGAUUUAAAUUUGAUUCUAGAUUUGCCAGUAUAUAUUUUUUAAUUUUAAUCAUAAGUUUGAAGAAAUAUUUCACAAAUAUUCUUCAUCAGAAAACAGAAGCUAAAAUGAAGAAUUAAAUUAAAAUGUAUUUAUUAUUCUUUACAAUAAAAAAAAAAAAUACUUGAACAUUGAUUUAAAAUGUCAGGAAAGAAAACGAAGGAAUUUAAAAGGUAAAAAGGUAUAUGUGUUUGAAAAUCCUAAAAUAAUUUUUAAGGUUGUAUUUUUUCUCUAAAAUGGUCUUUCUGAAAGUUACAAGAAGCAAAGUAAAAAAAUAGAUGAAUUUAUUUAAACAAAUAAAGACUAAGUCUUUAAAAUAUUUUCUUGGAUUUUUAAAUUCUAUUUGAGUUUUGUCUCUCUUAGAAUUAAAAAUGUCGAGCAAAGCGAGACCAGCUUGCAAGUAAAUAAAUACUAUUAAAAAAAAUAGAGGCAGCUCACUGGUAAGUGCUGCUAUUUGAGCUAUUUUUAGAACAGGCCAGCGGGCUACUCAUCUGGUUUUUGCGGACUACCUGGUGCCCGCAGGCACCGCGUUGGUGACCCCUGCCUUAGACUCUGCCAGCUGUUUUAAAAGGUGCAACAAAGUAGUGUUGUCGUGUUUUUUGUUUAUGACUCCACAAUAAUUUCCCCCAGAAUUUAGGGAUUCCAAGUGUUUUACUGUUGACUGAAACUUCCAAACGACAACAUUUUUUUUUAUUAUAAUUUUUUUUUGUGUGUGUUUCUUAAAGCCAGAAAGUUGCCGUUUGACGGAAGCUUUGUGUCAUGUCGGCUAUCUGCCUUUUUUUCUGCAAAGUCAAACAACUGAAAGAACAUUCUCCAAGUCUGGUGAUUCCAUCCCUUUUUCAGGAGUUGUAGUUUUUUCGACGCAUUACGUGACGCCAUGAUCAGACCACCUCUUCCAUGCAAGGAGCUCGCAAGGCCUGGCCUGCUUAGACAAGUAAUUCAUUAAAUUAGCCCAAGUAGGGCCGAAGUGGGGCUAAUUAUAUAUCAGAAAAAGGAAGUACUUGAUAUUAAUAAAAAAACGGAACGAUCACAGCAGGUUGGAAGGAGGGACAGAAAAAAUUAAGGAAGUGAUUAAAUCGACUGAAUUAUAGCAUGCACACAAUACAUGAUUGUGUGAUUUGCUACAAAAUCUGCACCUGAACACGCCACAAGUAACACGGGCAUCUGCUGUCAAAUCCCAUUUCUUCCACUCAUGUACAGCUUCCAUCCAAAGAGGUAUGAUCAUUCUUUUUACUAGGCAGGAGGAGGCCUUCGCAUCAAACAGUAAUUUUCUACUCACGAGCCACCCGAUUGUUAGUCAAUCAAUAAGGAGUUGUUCUUUUUUUACAGUAAUUUAGCACAUUUAUUCAAUAUAAAAACAUCACUUGCACAUAAGUAUUCACAGCCUUUGCUCUAUACUGUGAUGAUAGACCUUUGGCAGCAAUUAUAGUCUUAAGUCUUUUUUAAUACGAUCCCAUGUGUACAGAUACAAUCUGGAAAAAGCAACAACGCUUCCCUUCCAACCUGAUGGAGCUUGAGAGGUGUUGCAAAGAAAAAGUGGGGAAAGAGUAACAGGCCCAAAGAUAGGUGUGCCAAGCUUGUGGCAUUGUAUUCAAAAAGUGUUGAAGCUGUAAUUUCUGACAAAGGUGCAUAUUGAGCAAAUGCUGUGAAUACUUAUGUACAGUGGGGCAAAAAAGUAUUUAGUCAGCCACCGAUUGUGCACGUUCUC
Messenger RNA from Nerophis ophidion (straightnose pipefish), 5972 nucleotides. Its product is annotated as ephrin type-B receptor 1-like. The transcript is spliced from 20 exons. Bases 97 to 3177 code for a protein of 1026 amino acids. The record is from RefSeq and is a predicted model, not a curated record. Gene Ontology annotation, biological process: axon guidance; cell surface receptor protein tyrosine kinase signaling pathway; protein phosphorylation. NCBI's taxonomy places the organism in Eukaryota, Metazoa, Chordata, Actinopteri, Syngnathiformes, Syngnathidae. Gene Ontology annotation, cellular component: neuron projection; plasma membrane. Gene Ontology annotation, molecular function: transmembrane-ephrin receptor activity; ATP binding; protein binding.